AAUUUGUGCCACAAUUUAAUUAAAAAACAAAAUGGUAUAUUCCGACUAAUAUCAUGAUUCAUAAACUUAGCAAGAAAAUAUAAAUAAUUGGAUGAGUCAUUUUUUUUUCUUUAUUCAAAAACAAAAAAAGAAUUGGAAAAUCUUUAGAUAAUUUCUUGAAACUAAAACGACAUCGUUUGGUACGAGCAAACUGUUAGCACUAAACGGAUGAGAAGUGAUUGAUUUGAUCCACUCUCUCAUCUCAUUCUUUCUUUGCUCAGCGAUUCAAUUACAUGUCGGACUCAGUGAGUCACGGGGGAGCGAGUGAAGAACUAUGCUUCGCUCUUCUUCUCUUCGCCUCCCACUUCACCAUGGGAACGACAACGACAACAACAACAACCACCGCUUACCCACCGAGCAACAUCAUCGUCUUCUUCAAAGCUUUAACUUACCAUUUGAGCUCAAACAACUCCACGCCCACCUCAUCAAAACCCGUCUUCCUCUCACACUCCUCCCUCUCACCCGGGUUGCCUCAGUCUCUGCUCUCACCCCCAGUUUCUCUUACGCUCAGACAAUCUUCGAACGAGUAGAGAAGCCAGAAAUCUACCUGUGGAACUCGUGCUUGAAAGCUUUAGCCGAAGGCGAUUGUCCAAACGACGCGGUUUUGCUCUUUUACCAGCUUCGAAAGUUUGGUGUUUUUCCAGACAGUUUCACUCUUUCUUUUGUUCUCAAGGCGUGUCUGCGUUUGUUGGACGUUGGGAAUGGUAGAAUUGUUCAUGGGUAUGUGGAGAAACUUGGGUUGAGUUCGAAUUUGUUUCUGCAGAACACGAUUGUUCAUUUGUAUGCUUCGUGUGGAGAAAUGGCUGAUGCGUGGUUGCUGUUCGAUAAAAUGUCUGACAGAGAUGUUGUAACGUGGAAUAUAAUGAUAACUCAGUUGAUUAAGAGAGAUGAUAUUGAGGGAGCUUGUGGUUUGUUUUCACAGAUGCCUGAGAGGAAUUUGAGGUCCUGGACUUUGAUGAUUGCUGGCUGUGUUCAGUGUGGGAAGCCCAAGGAGGCUAUUCGUUUGUUCUUGGAGUUGGAGAAAGCUGGCUUGAAACCAAACGAGGUGACUGUAGUUGCUGUUCUUUCUGCUUGUGCUGAUUUGGGCGACUUGCAUUUGGGCAGGAGGAUUCAUGAAUACUCAACUCGAAGUGGGUUUGGAAGAAACGUCCGUGUCUCGAAUACUCUCAUUGACAUGUUCAUCAAAUGUGGUUGCUUGGAGGAAGCCCAAGGAGUUUUCAACGAGAUGAAAGAACGAACAGUUGUGUCAUGGUCAGCCAUGAUCCAGGGUCUUGCUAUGCACGGUAAAGCUGAAGAAGCUUUGAAACUUUUCUCUAAGAUGAUUCGAGUUGGCGUGAAGCCGAAUUGGGUGACCUUUUUAGGCCUCUUGCAUGCUUGUAGUCACAUGGGAUUGGUAGAAGAAGGUCGAAAAUUCUUUACAAGCAUGACUAGAGAUUAUGGCAUAGUUCCCAAGAUUGAGCAUUAUGGUUCAUUAGUGGAUCUUCUAAGCCGAGCAGGGCUGCUUCAAGAGGCGCACGAGUUUAUCAAGAACAUGCCUAUAAAACCGAAUGGAGUUGUGUGGGGAGCUCUCCUUGGUGGUUGCAAAGUUCACAAGAACAUUGAAUUAGCCGAAGAAGCAAUUAAACACCUUUCUGAAUUGGAUCCUCUCAAUGAUGGAUACUAUGUGGUUUUAUCAAACAUCUAUGCAGAAGCAGAGCGGUGGGAAGACGCUGCACGAGUGAGGAAAUUGAUGAGAGACAGAGGGGUGAAGAAGACGCCGGGGGCGAGUUCAAUCACAGUGGAUGGAACAGUCCACGAAUUUGUAGCCGGGGAUGAGAGCCAUCCUCAAGCUACGAAGAUAUUCGAAACAUGGGACAGACUAGUUGAGAAAAUGAAGCUGAUGGGGUAUGUACCUAAUACUUCUGUUGUGUUGCUUGACAUUGAAGAAGCUGAAAAGGAGAGGUUUUUGUACAGACAUAGUGAGAAACUAGCUGUGGUGUUCGGGUUAAUAAGCACGCCGGCUAGAACACCGAUUCGGAUAAUGAAGAAUCUUCGAGUUUGUGAGGACUGUCAUGAGGCUUUCAAACUGAUCUCAACUAUUGGGAAUAGAGAGAUUGUUGUGCGUGAUCGGAAUAGGUUCCAUUGUUUCAAAGAUGGUUCUUGUUCAUGCAGGGAUUAUUGGUAGUGGUUCACUUCUGCAAAGUUCUAAAUCUAUUAAUGUCAAUUAAUUGGUUGUAAUAACAAGUUUAUUAGCUAAAAAUGAAUCUACAAGCACUCAUAGAAAAAUAAUGGUUUUCAUUUAGCAAAUUUAUUUUGUAAUGUUCUUCUUACCAAACAAGUAAUAUUUGUGGACACUAUUUGUGACUGCCUAACUUUUUUCACUUAA
This is a messenger RNA of Humulus lupulus (European hop), 2404 nucleotides long. RefSeq names its product pentatricopeptide repeat-containing protein At4g21065-like. The record is from RefSeq and is a predicted model, not a curated record. The transcript has a single exon. The coding region runs from base 314 to 2203 and encodes 629 amino acids. Gene Ontology annotation, biological process: RNA modification. Lineage: Eukaryota; Viridiplantae; Streptophyta; Magnoliopsida; Rosales; Cannabaceae. Gene Ontology annotation, molecular function: zinc ion binding; protein binding; RNA binding.